Tuber melanosporum (Perigord truffle) is the source of this 2751-nucleotide messenger RNA. RefSeq lists its product as uncharacterized. The coding region runs from base 1333 to 2751 and encodes 472 amino acids. The record is from RefSeq and is a predicted model, not a curated record. NCBI's taxonomy places the organism in Eukaryota, Fungi, Ascomycota, Pezizomycetes, Pezizales, Tuberaceae. Gene Ontology annotation, biological process: mitochondrion organization. The transcript has a single exon. Gene Ontology annotation, cellular component: SAM complex.
CAGAUGAGCAUGACCGUGAUGGUUGGAACCUUUAUAUAAAAUUCUGGACCUCGAUCACCCCUUCACUAGGGAAGCCCCCGGGGUUUUCCGAGGAAGAUGAGUGGGGAAGCGAAGCUGUGUUCUGGGACCCCCUUCAGGACACAGUCGCCAGUGGGGAUAUUGACGAAGAAGCGAGUUCUACUUCUUCUGAGACUCCUGAAUCCCCUACCGAGGAAAGGGGGGAGAGUGGUUGGACUUCCGAUUGGCUUUUUGAAAGGGAUGAUGCGGCAGAUAUUGGGAUGCAGGUUAAAUUGGCCCCGAUGGCCCCGUAUACACUUCAGCGCCGAUACUCACAUCCUUAUACGGAACAGUACCCACGCCCCGCCACCCCAUUACAGGUACUAAUGGAAAAGGAAAACAGAUCACCCUCCUUAAGCACCGACAUUCUUGGUGUGGAUGAGGGUGUCCGGGGUGAUGUGGCUAGCGGGGCAAUCAUCGCCGCAUUUGAAGAUCUUUCUUGAGGGCUUCCGUCGGGGUCCUAGUGAUAUGGGCUCCGCACCCACCGAAUCAGGACAAGGCCAGGGUGGAAAUUUUUGUCCUUAGCAUUGCACGAAUUUAGUUUACUGUUUUACUUCGCACAGGUUAAUCCUUCUCAACUUAUUAUCUUGUAACGACCACCGGAUGGCGGUGAUGUGCAGAUGGCCCCAGCUACCGUAUAUGGAACUAGGUCGGAGGAUCAUCACACGGUAGCUUGGCGCUUGUGGCUUCCAUUUGGAAUUCUUGCGAUUGGUUAGUUCUGUGGCUUUAGCUUAUAAUACGUUUGGGAUCGCAUAAUGAUACAUAUCAGGAGUUUUUGGGCUACCGGUAUGUUGUUAAAGCCUCAGCUUUCUCUUCUAUCACAUCCUAAUGAACCGUACUCAAUUCCUUUGCCGUGAACUCCAUGAAGAAUGCUCCAGUCAUCACUCAUUGAUUCUCACUCGGUGUAUGUACUGUACAAUACUCCAGACACUCCAUCAUUCAUAUCGGGGUCAUCUUACCCGCUCUGUUAUCGGAAUCUAGUACAGACAAUCAUUUCCCCUUUCUUUUUUUCUUUUUUUCCCGAUUACUCAUGAAUACUUAACACCUAAUAUUAUCGAAAGACAUUUGCUGGUACGCUAGAGACACUGCUCGAACAUCCUUAUGAGAUGGAGCUACAUCCCUGUAAUACUAUGAUAAAAACAAAUCAAAAAUGCAUCACAAAACCUUCCAGCGCCAACGCCAAGCCGGUUGCGGCUCAAAAUUAUCCCCCCACCUAGCGCCCUAGCGCACCGUCCCAUCUGUCAUUCCUUCAACCAAUCGGUCCACAGGGAAAAAAUGUUAGAACUCCACAUCUGGGGUCCCUCCUUCACCCUGCCCUCAAUUUCCCCUCAAUCGCUCUCCACAAUAGCCUAUCUAAACCUAACCCAACCGUCCACCUCCUGGACCCUGAUCCCCAGCAGCAAUCCCCUUCUCUCCCCGAGCCGCGAGCUCCCGGCGCUGCGUGACGGCGCAACCUGGGCUUCCGGCUUCCGUGGGGUAGUAGAGCACCUUCGUCGCAAAAACGGCUCGAGCUUAGACGAUAAACUAGCCGGGGCGAAGAGAGCAGAGGCGCUUGCGUUCGGAACGUACAUUGAGAGCGAAGGUGGGAAGCUACUGGACUUGUCAAUGUAUCUGACGGACGAGAACUUUGAUGUUCUGAGAGGAGUGCUUGCUAAACUAUUACCCGUGCCCGCGAGGUAUUACUUUCCUGGAGUUUUACGGCGGGAGGCGAGGAGGAGAUGCGAUGGGUUGAUUUCUGCCUCUUCCUCUGCAAGUGCCGUAGAUGCUGCCACGCCGCUUCCUCAAGCUUCGGCAAUGACGGCUAUGGCCUUGCCUGCGGCUAAGGAGAAGAUCUCAGCGAAGGCCGUGGCAGAGAAGAUCAAACAGGUGGCGAUCGCAGCGAACUUCCUCCGGACAAUGCAGUCCCUCCUGGGCGGGCGGACGUAUUUUUUUGGCGACAAACCGAGUUCACUGGAUUGCCUGGCUGCCGGAUACUUAUCGCUGGCGCUAUACGCGGAAUUGCCGAACGGGUGGUUGAGAGAGGAGAUGCUUGCCCGACAUCACGGAUUAUGCAAGUAUGUCGAUGGGGUUCGGGGGCAGAUGCUCGGCGAUGGUGUUGACGUCGCAGCUGUGAUAUCCGGGCAGGCGGCGAUGGCAACGCCAUCUGGGAAAAUUGCGGGUGGGGGAUUACCGUGGGGAGUCGUUGAGCGCCAGGACGUACCCUGGGUUGCGGGUUUUUUUCUCAAUAGGGCAAUGGAAAUCGUUGGGAUUACGCCUACGGAAAGAUAUGGAGGUGGGGAGAACGAGGAGGAACGAACGGAGGAGAAGGAGGGGCGCAGGAAGGGAACAAAGAGCCUACAGAGAUGGGCGACUGCAAAGAACGUGGCUGUGAUAGCCGGGUGUAUUAGUACACUUAUCGGGUAUUGCGUGUGGAGCGGGUUGAUUACGAUGGAGUUUAGUGGGAGGGCGAAAGAUGGGGCCGUUGGAGGUGUGGGUGGGAAUGAGGGCGAGGACAAUGAUGAUGACGGGAAAGAUGCUGAAAACGAGAUGGAGUUGUUGGAGGGGUUUGGAUCCGCCGAGGCUAUUCUGGGCCUUGGUGGGAGGGGAACAUUCAGCCCGAAAGAAGAGGAUGAGAUAGAUGAGGUUAUUGAUGCGGAGUUUUGUCGCGGUGUGAACGAGGAGGAGGGGAGAGGGGGGAUUCGGCCAGAGAAGUAG